This is a messenger RNA of Pseudozyma flocculosa PF-1, 3297 nucleotides long. RefSeq lists its product as uncharacterized. The coding region runs from base 1 to 3297 and encodes 1098 amino acids. The transcript is spliced from 2 exons. Lineage: Eukaryota; Fungi; Basidiomycota; Ustilaginomycetes; Ustilaginales; Ustilaginaceae. The record is from RefSeq and is a predicted model, not a curated record.
AUGGAGUACCUCAACCGCCUCUCGAGCCUGGUGACCUCGCCCGCAAAGACGGCCACCAACCUUGGCGCAGCACGCAGGCGCAAGGCCUCGACCCACAUCAACGAUGGCUCGCCCGACGCCUUCAGGCGCGAUUGGGACGCCGUCAAGGGCACCCUGCAAAAGCCAGACCAGAGGGCCCUCUUCUUUGGCAUCCAACGCACCGACGUCCCAGACGGGCUCAGAAGAAUCGUCGACGCACUCGUCUUUGAAAACAACCGCUCCACCGAGGGUCACACCGGACCUUGCAUGGAGCAUCUGCUCAAGCACGAUCUGCUCGAAGAGCUCGUGCAGCUGAGCGCCCAAGACCAGCCAUCCGGCAUCCUGGGCGAAGUAAUCCGAACGCUCACCAACCUCGUCAUCCUGCUCGACGAAAAAUUCUUAAGCCGACAGGCUGCCCAUCGGCCAAUCUCUAUGCUCAUCAACCUGUGCAUGAACGGUGAUGGAUCCACAGACGACGACCAGGACGACGAUCCUACCGGGCAGCGCAGGACGGCACGACGCAGCGUGACCGACCCAGACGCCGAACACAACAGUGACCUCGUCGAUCUAAUGUGCCACGUCGCCAGCCGCAUCCGCAACACGCCCGACCUCCUCCUCAUCUUCUUCACCGACGAGCGGAUCAAGGCCACCAGCAUGGCAGAGAUCGGUGGGGACCCCACAGCCGUCACCAUCGCCGAGCCGGCGGUCGCGGCCGCCGAAACGGGUCGCGAGGUGCGACCGCCUUCCCCAGCGGGUUCGAUCGAUUCGGUCGCGACGUUGCAGCCGUCGAGGGCCGAGACCGCGACCGAAGGCGCAGGGAUCACCACGUAUCGUCGUCUCAGGUUCCCGCUGUUCUCUCACCUGCUCCGCUUUGCCCACCGGGAAGGCCGAACGGGCGAGCUUGCGCGAGCAGGCCUGCUCUUCCUCAUCACCCUCGAGGUCAACACCUCGCCUUCGGCAGGGCCAAGAGCGAGAGGCGGAGCGCCAGCCAAGACCGAGGGCCAAGACGCCGCCGCGCUGGAGGAAAAGGCUCAGGCCGAUGCGCUCAAGACGGCCCUGGCCAUCUUCGUGGCCAACUCCGACUUCGCCGAUGUCUUCGGAGCGGGGCUUGGAGCUGCCUAUGGCCUGCUGCCGACGAGGAUCUACAUGGCCCCGGUGCACGAUCCUACCCGGGGCCCCCGAAGCGACCUCACGCUUGGCAGGUCAGACUCUGAGCUCACCCUGGGAAGCGCGACGGCGGCAAGAGAGCCGGAAGACCACUCGUCGACCUCGUUUUCCACCGUCACGCGGAGCGACAGCCCAGAGCUACAGGCGCAGCUUCGCCUGCUGGUCGACCUGCUCGACUUUGCUCAAGAUGUUCUGGAUGCCGUCGGCGUCAGCGCCAGGUCGAGCGCGCGCACGGCCGCAUCCGGAGAGCAUGAGCCAUUCUCUCCCGUGGAUUCAAUGGUCGAGAAGCUGGCGACGAGCGUGGCCAUCGCGGUGCGCGACACCUUCAUCAAGAACGUCGUCUACCCUUCCCUCAUGGAGAGCAGCGACGUGGACGGAAGCGCCACCGCCGUCAUGAGCUACCUCGAAGUGGUGAUGCUUGUGCUUCGCGAGAGGCACCUGCUCACCGAGGUGGUCCUGCAGUACCUCUUGUGCUACGAGCGUCUGCCGACCAACGACGCCCAGUUCGACGAGGCUGAUGCUACGGCGAGCCGCCUGGCCUACCGCCUUGCCGAUGAUGGCGCGGAUCGCUACAGUCUCAAGGAUCUCAUCCUCGACAACAUGAGCAGCGGACGGACGGUGUCGGCCGCAACGGCAGCGAUGAAGCUCGCCAGAACCCUCAUCGUGUACCAUGGGCGGCAUGCCAACGAUGCUCUGCUCGAGCCCAGAAAGGGAGCGCACCCUUCCGCUGGGCAGAAUGCAGACGGCGAGGACUCUGCCGACUUCGGUUGGGGUGCUCCCACCAAGAACGAGCCGUCGACCCGACCGCUCGAGGCCGUACCACUGCAGAUCAGCCAGCACGUCAAAGAGAUCGACGCAUACGCCACCCUGCUCUCCCGUUUCGAGGGUGCAGCCAGUCCCGAGGCGAUGCUCAACAGCCUGAGCCCCUAUCUACUCGACGCCGAGCAGGCGGUCCGACGUGACAGCUGCUUCGAGGCUGCGCUCCGACCUUUCCCGCAGAGGAGGCGGCAGAUGCACUCCCACGGCGAGCGCUGCGACCCAACGCACUGGUUCCAGAUCCGUCUGUCCCCCACCGAUGUCUUCUUCCAGCAGGUCUGCGAGCUCCUGGCGCGCCUGUUCCGGCAGACCCCGGAGCAGAACCUGGCGCUUUCGGGCAUCAUCUCGUCGCUGGCCGUGAGUCCGAUUCGCAGCCUCAAGGGGUGGCUCACCUUUGACGGCGAAGAGGACGGGGCGGGCGCGAUCCCAGCGGUGCUGGAUCUGCUCUCCCAUCUCUCCAGGCAGGUCGGAGGCUAUCGCGAAAACAUCCCGGACUUUGACCGCUACCUGGCGGACCGGCGCAAGGGGCUCCUGCUGGCCGAAGACCUCAGCGAUGCGCUCGAAAUCAACGAGCUCACCGACGACGACAGCUUCGGUGAAAAGGGCGCCGCCUCCGAUGAGCAUGUCGUCGGCAAGGAGGCCUCGAGCAAGAAGCUGGCGCCAUCGCUAUCCUUGCCGCGCACCCGCCCGCCCAGAGCCGCGCAAGACGCCGAUGGGGACAUCGAUGAGGCAUCUAUGAAUGCGCUCAGGAUGGUCGACGAUCGACGAGAGGAGCUCUCGCCGGAAAUGUCCGCAAAAAACCUCGCGACCGCCGGCGAAGGGUCCCAGACGGCAGGCACCGCCGACGCCGACGAGGGUACGAGCCCCGCAGCCGCCGCGCCGGAUGCGCGGUCGAGCGCGUUGGCGAGGCUCUUUGGCGGCAGGGCGGUCAAGGCCGGUGCGGCGGUUGCGCAAGCAGGUGCGCAGCCGAGCGGGCGGGACGGCUCAAGAGCGGCAGAGUCGAGCAAGCUGGCCGCGAGCACCAUCAGCCCGUACACGCGCCACUAUCAGGAGACGUUGGCCAUUUCGGUCCAGGCCACGACGGCGGCGGGGGCCGAGGCGUGGAGAAAGCCCGUCGAGAUCCGGGCCAUGGAUGCCGGCAAGGAGGACGUCGAGGUUGUGACGCUGUCGAGCGUCCUCGACAACACCAUCCUGCUCGAGGAGCUGAUCAAGGAGAUUCUGGCCAUCAUCGAGGUGCGGCGAGCCUGGGGAAUCGAUCCGGUCUCGUUUCGGGCCGAGGACGAGGCGGCGGUCUAG